UGCUGUCCUUUUCUCCUUUGCCUCUGUUUCUUCUCGUCCUGCUCUUGCAGUUCACUCGGAUCUCCCACGACCACGAGUCCAAGAAUUCCGAGCCCAAGAACCAACAACCAGUCCACCCCGACCUAGAAGCCAUGGCCUCGUGCCUCUCACCCCGCCCCGCGAUUGGCCCACUCCCCUGAUGCCAGUCCCGGCGAUCGACAUGGACAGCGUGGCGAACGGCGGCGUCGAGUCGUCCGCCGAGCCUCAGGCGCCGGCGCCGGCGCCGGAAGCGGAGGAGGAGGCUGUUCCGAAGAGCUCUCCAGCGGCGGCGGCGACCAAGGGCCGCGGGCUCCGCCGGUGGCGCCGUAUCCGGCGGGAACAGCAGAGGGAGGCCUACGCCGCCGGUGGUAGUGGUGUCGGCGGCGGCGGGGCGGAUGAGGACUCGGCUCAGCUCCACAAGCGCCGGCUCCCUCUCGCCGCCGACGCGCCGAAGGGGAAGCACGAAGCAGCCCUCGUCAAGGAGGAGAACUCCACCGCCUCCGUCGAGUCCCCCUUCGUCCCGCCGGCGCUGCCAGCGAAGCUGGACCCGGGCCUUGGCUUCCUCAUCGCGUCCGCCGGGUUCUCAUUCGGCGCGGGCGGCGCCGACUCCGAUAGCAGCGAGCACCGGAGCAGCAAGUCCUCCACCGCCGCGAGCGCCCCGCGCGUGUUCCCGCGCCACGAACACGCCUUGCUCUUCCCACGGGAGCGAGACAGGCUGCGCUCCCGCGCCCCUGGCGCCUCUCUGCACGGCAAGAACCCCCGCGCCGCACGCUCGCGCGCCGACAAGGCCAGGGUUUACGCCGCCGCCGCUUCUACCGAGGCCGAAAACUCGCGGUCCAGCGUGGAGUCUGACCUCCGCAGCUCCAACGCCAUGAACGGCCGGCGAUUGGAUGCCGGCGUUACCGGCAAUGGCGUUCACAAGGUCCUUUCUGAUUACUGUGACCAUAGUGAUGAGGGGCAGCCAAGCGAGGAGGUGCGACUGACGGCCGGAGGUUACUACAAAGUGAACGGCAGUAGUGCGGUGGGGAGAUUGGUCCGGAGAAGUGCUGGUUCUGAUGAUGGUGCCGAGGACACAUUGGAUGAGGGGGAUAAUGGGAAGGGACAGAAUGGAGGGAUGCAUUUGUGCGAUGAUCCUUAUGCCGAAUCAAUUUUGAUACUUCAGAGGACGCAGGAAGCACUUGAGAAUGAGAUAGAAAAAUAUUUGGCAAUCGGGAAAGAGCCAAGUGAUGAUUUUGAUGUCCAUGAUGAUGAAUGGACUGGCUCGGUCCAUCUCGAGGAACCUACUGAAGAAGUAAGUGAAAGGAUAAAGCAUCCUGAGUCCAGGUUGGAAAAGGCAUCAGAACUGAUCAAGGAGAAGGAUUUAAGAAUAUUUGAACUCAAAUCUCUCGGUUGGAUGCAACCAGGAAAAACUGCAAUAGAGAGUACCAACCUGCAGUUGUCGCAGUCUGAUCUUGAUCGAUUGUACCAGGAGAAGAUGGAAGCAGAAAUUCAGUGCAUCAUCCUGACAAGAACUUAUCAAACCUGGGCACCUCUGGCUGAGGAUCAAAUGGAUCUAUAUGAAGCACAAAAGUCUCUAUCCCUGGACUACAAGCAGCUCAGGCUUAAACUACAACACACUGAGAACAGGGCAAUGAUGUUAGAAGAGAUGGCGGAGAAGCUACAGGUGCAGUGCAAAGAGCUGUCCGGGAGUUCAGAAAUCCUGCAGCUGCAAUCUAAAGCAAGUAGGGUUUCGCUCUUUUGUUUCGUUCAGUUUACACUGUUGUGUAUUGCUAUAGGAACCUAUCUUAUGCGGCUUGUGCCCUCUUCCACUGAGGUUGUACCUACUUGAGCUUAUAGGAGAAUACAUGUCGGGAAACCCUUGUGUAAACAAACCUGGAAAAGUCGUCUUGUAAUUUAUCGUGUUAGGGCAUGACUUGCCUCAUAAAAUUAUCUGUAACAUCAAGUCCUCUUUCGGAUUGCUUGUUCACUA
Phragmites australis (common reed) is the source of this 1987-nucleotide messenger RNA. Its product is annotated as WPP domain-interacting protein 1-like. Lineage: Eukaryota; Viridiplantae; Streptophyta; Magnoliopsida; Poales; Poaceae. The transcript has 2 exons. The record is from RefSeq and is a predicted model, not a curated record. Bases 179 to 1846 code for a protein of 555 amino acids.